Rhineura floridana is the source of this 7619-nucleotide messenger RNA. It is a transcript of the gene SLC45A3, whose product is annotated as solute carrier family 45 member 3. Gene Ontology annotation, biological process: transmembrane transport. Lineage: Eukaryota; Metazoa; Chordata; Lepidosauria; Squamata; Rhineuridae. Gene Ontology annotation, cellular component: membrane. The record is from RefSeq and is a predicted model, not a curated record. The transcript has 5 exons. The coding region runs from base 416 to 2101 and encodes 561 amino acids. Gene Ontology annotation, molecular function: sucrose:proton symporter activity.
UUCUCUCCACCCUAGCAGCAUCAGCGCAUGCGCCUUGGGACAUGGCAGUUUAAAAGUCGGUAGAGCGAGACACUGUCUGGUAUUGGCGCAAAGCACAGCGCGGGGGGCCCGGAGCAGAGAGGCAGCGCCGGUUGGGAAGCAGACGGGCAGGCUGCUGCGCCCCUUUUCCAGAAUGUGAAGUCCAGACUAUUAAUCAUGCCAUCCUGAGCGAAAACACUCUUGAUUUUGACCAGUGGGCAACAUUACAGAAGUUGUCCACUGCUGGCCAUAACAUGGCUACCAGUCUUUUGCUACUGAGCCACAAAAGAAGACAUAGGACUCUGAAAUCCUGCUCUGGAUCACCUUGAGGAGAAUGCUUUUGGCUUGGCACAACUUUCUGAUGCAGAGGUGCAUGGCUCAGAGGGCCUAGGUCAGCAUGCUCUUCCAGAAUCGCAAAGCCCAGCUGUUAUUGGUCAACUCCCUAACUUUUGGCUUGGAAGUCUGUCUGGCUGCAGGCAUCACCUAUGUGCCACCACUCUUGUUGGAAGUGGGAGUGGAGGAGAAGUUCAUGACUAUGGUUCUGGGGAUUGGGCCAGUUCUAGGCCUAGUGUUCGUGCCACUCAUUGGUUCUGCCAGCGAUCACUGGCAUAGUAGCUAUGGCCGCCGCCGGCCUUUCAUCUGGGUCCUGUGUCUGGGAGUUCUGCUGAGCCUUCUUAUCAUCCCUCAUGCACACCGCUUGGCCAGCCUCAUUGCCUUGGAUACCCGCUCCCUGGAGAUUGCCUUCCUUAUCAUGGGCAUUGGUCUGCUUGACUUCUGUGGCCAGGUCUGCUUCACCCCACUGGAGGCCCUUCUCUCCGAUCUCUUCCAAGAGCCUGACAACUGCCGGCAGGCCUUCUCGAUGUACUCCUUCAUGGUCAGCCUGGGAGGCUGCAUUGGAUACCUGCUGCCGGCAAUUGACUGGGACAGUAGCUUCCUGGCUCCUUACUUGGGGAGGCAGGAGGAAUGCCUCUUCAGCCUCCUAACCAUCAUCUUUCUCAGCUGUGUCUUGGCCACUGCCUUUGUCACAGAGGAGGUGGCAGCUCAGGUAGAAGUAUUGGCAGGCCCUGCAAUGAAGGAUUCCUCCAAGUCCCCACCCCUUGGCCGCUGCUGUUACUGGCUUCCAAAUAAUUUUUUGAGGGCCAGGCAUCUGGUCCAGGCCGUUAGGAAUCUUUGUGCCUUGGCCCCACGCCUGCAUGGAGUCUGUUGCCGCAUCCCCAAGGUAAUCCGGCAGCUUUUUGUGGCUGAGUUGUGCAGCUGGAUGGCCCUCAUGACGUUCAUGCUGUUCUACACAGACUUUGUUGGGGAAGGACUGUACCAGGGAGUUCCCAGAGCUGAGCCAGGCACAGAAGCCAGACGACACUACGAUGAAGGUAACCUGAUUUGGGGAAUUCGGAUGGGUAGCCUGGGCCUCUUUCUCCAGUGCAUCAUCUCCAUCAUCUUCUCAACAAUCAUGGACCGGAUGGUGAAACAGUUUGGGACACGAAUGGUCUACCUAGCCAGCGUGGCUUUAUUCCCAUUGAUGGCCUUCAUCAUGUGCUUCUCUCAGAGUGUUGUCAUCGUCACUGUUUCUGCUGCCCUGACAGGCUUCCCUUUCUCAGUGCUGCAGAUCCUACCAUACACACUGGCAUCACUUUAUCAUCAUGAAAAACAGGUAUAUUUGCCCAAAUAUAAAAGUAAAGAAGAAGAUGCAGCUCAACUAGACCAGAAACAUGGCUUCCUCAAAAGCCACCUUUCUGCCCAAAAAGUGACCUACCAGAAUGGACACAGUGGAAGCCUCUUCUCCCCCCCUGUGGCUGGCUCUGCUCUCUGUGUCAGCUCGCCCUGUGAGGUCUCUCUCAUGAUGAUGGUGGGAGAUUCGGAGACCGCAGCUGCAAGCCGAGGCAUCUGUUCGGACUUGGCCAUCCUGGACAGUGCAUUCCUCCUUUCUCAGGUCAUCCCAUCCCUCCUCAUGGGUUCGCUUGUUCAGUUCACGCAGUCUGUCACCGCUUACAUGGCGUCAGCUACUGGCUUUGGGUUGGUGGCCAUUUACUUUGCAACCAAAGUGAUCUUUGACAAAAGUGAUAUGGCCAAAUGUGCGCUGUAGGAAGGAAAAGACCAUUGAGUGGAGGGGGGGAGUCACGCACAUUGAAAGGGAUAAUGGAGAAGUGCCUCUUUCUCCCUCCCAGGUUGUGUUGUAAUGAGACAUACAAAACAACAACCACCACUCCCCUCUGGUUGAAGGGGAAAAAAUGCUGGGCUGAUCUCAGGGUAUCUAAUGAAAGGGAGUCUGGUAUAAUAAUGUUGUCUGUUCUCCCUGAUGCCUUCAUCAAAGUGCCUCUGUGCAGAAGCCUACAAAAGAGGCUUGCAGGCUUGAAAAGUAAAGGGCCAUCCUUUCUACCACAGGGUACUUAUUCUGAUAGCUUUGUCAAAUUGUGUGGGAGGAUGGUGACACAGUGCAAAAGGGACCAAAGUCAUAAUUAACCUUUUUUCUUAAGCCCUAUUCAUGCUAUUCUUUUUCCAUUGCAUGUGGGGAGCUGGGCUGCACUCGCUGUGGUCUGUCCCCCACUCUCAGCUCCACCCCAUGCAUUGGGUCUUCCAGUAUUGAAGUAGGGAGGCAGCUCUACGCAAGAAGGCUCUCAAAGUGAUUGAUGGGCAUUGCAGUCUCUGUGUUUCAGACAUGGAGCCCAGAUGCAUGGGGCUUGAAGGGGAUCAAUUGCCCUCCCACGUGAUUGGGUAGGGAACAAGUUAAUAGGACUUGAGUUAUGUCUUUUAAAAGCUGCUGUUGGUUGGUCUUCGUGUAGGAAAAUAAGUUGUUAUACUCAUGUAACAUAACAUUUUUGUCUUGGUAUGAACCAGAAAAAUGUGAACCAGAAAAAUAUGGGAAGGAGAUUGUGAAUUAGCACAUCUGUGCUGUUUGAAAGGGAUAUAGGAAUAAUUCCCUCCCUUUACCCAUUCCAGAUGUGCUGCAGGUCAAAAUUCUAGUUCAAGGUGGUAUAAGUAAGCUGAGCAGUGCUAUGUAGGAGGGGGCUUGUUUAGCAGAGGAUGCUGUGGUUGAGCUGGCGGCAAGUCUACAGUGGCAUGACGGAAAUGAAAAUGUUGGUCAUCAUCUGAUACUUUCCCCAAUGUAUGCCCUAAAUAAACCGUGCAGUUUGUGCCAACAAAAAGGCUCACGUAAACAUAGGCUGAAGAACAUGCCCCUUAAGUGACUGACUGCCCCAAACAAAUUACACUACCUUCCACUGUGCAGUCUUAAAAAAGAGGCUUAGUGUGCCAGCAAGGAGAAAAAAUGCUUAUGUGUAUGCCGCCUUUCCUGUUAAGGAGGUGAUGUGGCCAGCCCGGUUGUGCUAAAGGGCUCUGUCAAAAAAACACAAAAAACCCACCAACCAACUGUGUUCUUGUAUACCACAAGGCAGGCUUCAAGCUGAGCUUUUUCCAGUGUGUGAUCCAGCAUUUCUGCCACCCAGAUAGAGCAGAGGCUCUAUUUUUUAAAAUCUUUUUUUUGUUGCUACAAAGCAGUUUUUAAUGAGCCAUAUAGCUUGCAGCUAUUCACUCAGCUCCAUGUAGUGCAGCCAGUUGUAACUAAGAAGAAACUGCAUGUCCAGUACAAAAAGAGUUCAGGAUACAUAAAAUUGUGGGAUUGGGAAGCCAAAAUAGUAUCCCCUGUAUCCUGGGUUUAACAAAAUUUAACAGGAAAGGUUGCUCUCUGGGUGUAACUGGCUCAGGGCCAAACCUGAUGUGAUGUUAAAUUAUGUGAAUUCACAUUUUUUUGGUUUAUGUAACUAGCAGCCUUGAGGAAGCUUGUGCAGUUUGGGGAGGGACCAUGGGGCUGGGAUGUUUUAACUAUCUCUCUCCCUGCCAAAAAUCACCUCUCCAAAGCCUCCAUUAGUACCAAAGAGCAUAAGAAGAACCCUGAUGGAUCAAGCUAAAGGCCCAUCUGGUCCAGGAUCCUGUUCUCACAGUGGCCAAGCAGAUAUCCAUGGAAAACCUGCUAGCAGGACUUGAGUGCAACAGUAUUCUCCCCGCUUGUGACUGGCAUUUACAGGUGUACUGCCUCUGACCAUGGAGGUGGAACAUAGCCGUUGUAGCUAGUAGCCGUUGGUAGCUUCACCCUUCAUGAAUUUGUCUAAUCCUCUUUUAAAGCCAUGCAAGUUGGUGGCCAUCACUGCCUCUUGUGGGAGUGAAGUCCACAGUUAACUAUGUGUUGUGUGAAGAAGUACUUUCUGUUCUCUGUCCUGAAUCUUCCAACAUUCAGCUUCAUUAGAUGAACUUCGGUUCUAGUAUUAUGAGAGAGGGGUGGAAACCUCCCUCUAUGCCAUGCAUACUUUUAUACACCUCUAAAGUGUCCCCCCUUACUUGCCUUUUUUCUAAAUUAAAAAGCCCCAAACAUUGUAACCUUUUCCUUGACCAUUCUGGUUGCCAUUUUCCUGCUUUGCAAUAUCCUUUUUGAGGUAAGGCAACCAGAACUGGACAGUUUUCAAGUGUGGUCUCACCAUAAUUUGUAUAAUAGCAUUAUGAUAUUUCCAGUUUUAUUUUCAGACCCUUUCCUAAUGAUUCCCAACACCUUUUCCACAGCCGCUGUACACUCUGUCAACUUCUUCAUUGAGCUAUCCACUACACCAUUAAGGUCUCUUUCCUGAUCAGUCGCUGCCAUUUCAGACUCCAUUAGCUUAUAUGUGAAAUAAGGAUUUCUAGCCUGUGUGCAUCAGUUUACACUUUCUUACAUUGAACCAUAUUUACCAUUUUAAUACCCAUUCAUCCAGUGUGGAGAGAUCCUUUGGAGCUCCUUGCAAUCCUUCUUUGUUCUUACCAUUCUGAACUAUUUGGUGUCACCAGCAAAUUUGGCUACCUCACUGUUCACUUCUGUCUCUAGAUCAUUUAUGAACAAGUUAAAAAGCACAGGUACCAAUACCAAUCCUUGGGGAACUACUCAUUUAAUCCUGUUGUCUGCUUCCUGUUCCUUAACCAGUUAUGAGCCAUAAGAGGACCUGGGUGAGAGAAAGUUUAAACUUGCCCUCCCCACCCCAAUGAUGUUGAGACAGUACAGGCUUCCUUGUGGCUACUAGCUGCAUAAGAAAACCAAACCACACAUUAAUUGAAGUCACAUAAUUAAUGUUGUGUCUAGUUUGGUUAAAAGGUCGGGACUGACUUCCCAUCUAGCUCUUACGCAUUUUUGACCAAAUGGAAAUGUACUGCUUUCAAGUCAAUUCUGACUUAUGGCGACCCUAUGAAUAUGGUUUUCAUGGUAAGCGGUAUUCAGAGGGGGUUUACCAUUGCCUUCUUCUGAGGCUGAGGGGCAGUGACUGGCCCAAGGUCACCCAGUGAGCUUCAUGGUUAUGUGGGAAUUCAAACCCUGGUCUCCCAGGUCGUAGUCCAACAUCUUAACCACUACACCACACUGGCUCUCAUAUUUUUAACCAGGAGAUUCAAAAUUUAGGUAACCAUUCAUUAGAACAUGCAGGGAUACAAAGGCCAUUUAGUUCAGCCCCCUCAGAACUUGUAGGGACGUUAGUCCAGCCCUGUGUGUCAGCACAAGGUCCAAAGAGUGUUGUGGGCCUGCCAGAUUAUCUUUGUGCUAUCCAGACUGCUCUCACCUCCAGCCCAUGAUAAUCCUCAUCUGUUUGGGUAAGCGUGUGGUGAUCUUAGCAUGCAUCCAACUGCUCUGCAUAGGAAUCUGUGGAUCGGAACAAGGGGAGGUUUUAUUUUAGACAAAACACCUCUCCCACUUUCUUGCCUGGUAUAAGGACCUACCUAGUUUCUCUAGGCAUUGAUCUGAUGGACGGGAACUGGUCAACUUCUUUCACCAGCUGCUGACUGCAGUUCUUGCUCAGUGUUUUGUGUGUGUGGGACAGUACCCAUGUCUUACAAGCAACAGCACUCCCAACACUUGUGACACCUACCCACAGCUAUUCUGCAACCCUCUAAGGGAUCCUGAUACAUUGCUUAGGAACCCAACAUCUAGGCCAGUAAUCUUCAAUCCUUUCAAAGCAAGGUUUCACGUUUAGCCCGUCCAUGCAAUUGGGGACCCACUUCUUAAUUUUUUUUUAACCAUACAUUUGAAUGGUGGUUGUGCUGCUCUAGCAACCCACCUUAGUUCAGGAUUGGAUCCAAUCGUGGGUCUCAACCCAUCAUUUGAAGACCAAUGGCCUAGGUAAUGCAAAUAGUGCUGACAUGUGUUCCUAGGAAGCAGGCAUACAGAAUGAGUGCAAGCUCAGAGAGGCUCCAGUCAGUCUCAAGUGCUAGAAGAGGCAGGUGUCUGUGUGUAAGAUGUAUGCACUGUGUCUGGUGCAUCCCUUCUAAGAAGAAUAGUAUUCUGUUAUCUGGGCAAGUAAGGACAACAACUGUGCUUGGAAACUGGCAUGAGUACAAAAUCACAUCAAACACUCUUCUUGGGAAAUUACGCAUCACAGGUGUGGUUGAAGUGACUGUCCAGAUUAAUAUGUACAAAUUACUAUGUUUGAAGCUAUUGGUACUCAAGGACACGGCAGUUGACAAGCGAGAGCAAAUUAAGGGCUCCAGUGGUGGGUUUGGAUGUAGGGACUUAGCUAUAAUGACUGAUGAGAAUGUGUGUAGGGCUCACUACCCAAAAUUGUAACAUGAAGCCAAAAUGAUCCUUAAAAGCAGAGACUUAUGCUCUGAACAGUUGCAACUGUACCAGGUGUAAGGAUUAAAGGAAUGGGACUGUAAUAUGAACUGAAGCUAUGUGUCAUUCUCUUUGGGGCUCUUCAGUUUCCUGUUUCAUGGGAGCAAUGAAACUGCAGUGGUUGUGCAACUGGAAAGAAUAUUUUGAAACUUAAAUCUGAGCAGGGUGCUCCUUUCAAUGGAAUCAUUGAAAUUUAUUUUAUUAUUUAUUUAAAACCUUUAUAUACUACUCAGUUAUUUGCAUUUCUAAGCAGUGUACAUUUUAGAAUUGGAAGGGAUGUCAUCUAGUCCAACUUUCUGCCCAGUGCAGGAAUCUUGCAGCUACAACUUCCCUGGCAAAAGGUUGUCCAGCCUCUGCUUAAAUACCUCCAGUGAAGGAGAGCCUCCUACCUCCCAAGGCAAUCUGUUUUGAGCAUACACUAGCUCCAGUAAUCCGCAGUGUUGUAUUGAGUAUCUAUCUGCAAGCCCUCAUCUUCUAGCAAUUAGCCUGUUCUAAAUGAAUGUGGCUGUUAGGAAUGUUCUCUUUUACACUUGAAAUGGGCCAAUGAAGAAUCCAUCCAACCAUGCCUCCAGCUACCGGGCAAUGGAUGGACAUAUCCCUACUGUUGCUGUAUGUCCAAUGUUAACUUGGUUACAAUGGUGUCCAUUUUGAAAGCUUUCUUCAUUGUAUUAGAUUUCUGUUAGGUGGUAAGUUCUGUUUCCUAUUAUUACUGAUGUACGUUAUCCAUUCUCUCCCCCCCCCAAUGUCCUGCAGCUUUAUUUAAAGGGAACUUAAUAUUUCAAUGUUUGGGCCAGUUAUUGGAUGGUGCCUUUUACUUCUCAACAAGAGAUUCCUUUGAAUCAUUUGUUCUCAGGGGAAUGUUUCUCCCAUGCUGUGUCUUGCAAAACACUGUUUGCCAUUUGUGUUUUUAUUUAUUUAGGAAAGUAAAUAUUUUGUACAGUUUAUGUUCCGGGGAUAUUAAAAGUCUAUUAAGGAGUGGAAA